Hibiscus syriacus is the source of this 1136-nucleotide messenger RNA. Its product is annotated as protein SCO1 homolog 1, mitochondrial-like. NCBI's taxonomy places the organism in Eukaryota, Viridiplantae, Streptophyta, Magnoliopsida, Malvales, Malvaceae. Gene Ontology annotation, biological process: mitochondrial respiratory chain complex IV assembly. The record is from RefSeq and is a predicted model, not a curated record. The transcript is spliced from 7 exons. The coding region runs from base 49 to 1029 and encodes 326 amino acids.
GUUUGAAGAGUGAAAAAACAAAGGAAAUAGAAUCCAUUCCAUUCAGCCAUGGCUACCGCGAUUUGGAGAAACGCAAGUCGUUUACGGAACCUUCAUCGGUGUGUUUAUGCCCGCAAUCUGAGCCAAUUCAGAUCCCCUAUUCCAUCGUCAACAACAAUCGCCGAUUCUCUCCACGGCCCAUCUAUCCCUUCCUUGCGACCAGCUACUCCUGUUGGAGCUGAAUUCAAAUCCUUGGGAAAUUAUCAAAGAUAUUUAUCUAAUACCACCACAACUCCUAAUGAAAAUCAAGAGAAAUCAUCUUCAUCGUCGAAAACCGAUUCUGAAGGGACGCAAAACACUGGAGGUUCGCAACAGAGCAAUGGCGGUAGUGCUGGCAAACCUGUUCGCGGCGCGCCUGUUUCAUGGUUGAGUUUUCUGUUGCUGCUUGCCACUGGAAUUGGUAUUAUCCUUUACUACGACAAUCUAAAGAAACGACAUAUUGAAGAAAUAAGUAAUGCUUCAAAGGCUGUUAAAGAAGGGCCAGCUGCUGGAAAAGCAGCCAUCGGGGGGCCAUUCAGUCUUAUAAAUGAUGAAGGCAAACGUGUUACUGAAAAGGACUUUAUGGGGAAGUGGAGUUUGGUAUAUUUUGGCUUCACUCACUGCCCAGAUAUCUGUCCAGAUGAACUGCAAAAGCUGGCUGCUGCUAUCGACAAAAUAAAGGAAAAGGCGGGAAUAGAAAUUGAGCCUGUAUUUAUCUCUGUUGAUCCUGAAAGAGAUACCGUUGAGCAAGUACGUGAAUACGUGAAAGAGUUUCAUCCAAAAUUAGUAGGGUUAACUGGUAGCACUGACGAGAUAAAAAAAGUUGCUCGUGCAUAUCGAGUUUAUUAUAUGAAGACAGCUGAGGAAGAUUCAGACUACCUUGUUGAUCAUUCCAUAGUCAUGUACUUGAUGGAUCCUAAUAUGGAAUUCGUAAAGUUUUUCGGGAAGAAUAAUGAUGUUGAUUCACUGACAGACGGUGUGAUCAAAGAGAUAAAACAGCACAAAAAAUAGAGGUACCUUUCGAGCCAAAGUUGUUUACUGGGUUCGGAAUUCGGAUUAUCCGCUGGCACGGAGAGUAACAAUUUUUUCUUACUUUCUCACGAGAUGAAUACAUGAUU